UGUUACUGACUGAUGAUUAUUUUGAAUAUGAACAGGGCCAUGCAGAAAUCAUUGUGAAGGAUAGGCUAAAAGAAAACAUUGCUUUUUGGCGUCGAAUCGGAAGUUCAGACUACGUCACUGAUAUCAUAGAAAAUGGAUACAAAAUUCCGUUUUAUUCAACACCACCCAAUACGGUUUUAGGCAACAACAAGUCUGCUAGAUUGCACGAAGAGUUUGUAUCAGAGGCUGUGUCUCAAUUACUCAAAAAAGGUUUAGUGGUGCAGUGUGAUAUAAAGCCUACAUUUGUUAAUCCUUUGUCAGUGUCAAUCCAAUCUUCAGGUAAGAAGAGACUGAUCUUAGACUUGUCAUGGGUCAACAAGCAUGUAUGGCAACAAUCGGUGAAAUAUGAAGAUUGGAGGACAGCCAUGAUGUACAUAAACAAAAAUGACUGGCUUGUAAAGUUUGAUAUUCACUCGGCUUAUCACCAUAUUGACAUAUUUCCUCUUCAUACCUAAUAUUUAGGUUUCUCAUGGGGGACUGGUCAAAAAAUGACAUAUUACAAGUUUCUUGUUUUGCCAUUCGGGCUUACAUCGGCGCCUUAUGUUUUCACCAAGGUGACCCGUCAGUUGGUAAAGUAUUGGCGUUACAAAGGCUAUAGAAUUGUUACUUUUCUUGAUGAUGGUAUUUUGUCCAGUGACUCUAUGGCUAAUACUACGAUUAUUGGAAAUGCUGUCAAGCAAGAUCUCAUAAAGUCCGGUUUUCUACCAAAAAGUGAAAAAUCUUUGUGGGCUCCAUGUCAGGUUAUGGAAUGGCUAGGCUUAAUAAUUGACACGAAGUGUAUGAAACUAUCAAUCCCUCGUCGGAAGGUUGAUCGACGAGGGAUUGAUAAGUUACAUCAGAGUAUCAUCCCGUUAUUGAAAGGUAGCGGGAUUGUCCCGGUUAGAAAAGUGGCUUCAGUCGUGGGGCAGGUGAUAAGCAUGAGUUUGGUUGUAGGAUCUGUCGCUCAGCUCAUGACUAGGGCUUUGUCUAUGCAGACGGUAAGUAUAACAUCAUGGAAUGAGUUUGUUGUUUUGACACAGUACAGCAAACAUCAACUCGAGUUUUGGUUACAUGAAAUAAAUAAAUAUACAGAGAGAAUAUGGUGUGAUCAGUCCAUAGUAACGAGAGUGGUAUACAGUGAUGCCAGUAGUGUCGGCUACGGAGGGUAUUGUGUACAGUUUGGUGAGGAACAGUCUCAUGGGCAGUGGUCGGUGGAAGAAGCUGCGUUGAGUUCUACACACAGGGAAUUAAAGGCAGUGUAUAUGGUUCUGCAGAGUUUUCUCCCUUUGCUGAAGUCACACAGGAUCAAAUGGUUUUCUGAUAAUAAAAAUGUUGAAUCGAUUGUAGCUAAAGGAUCUAUGAAAUCUGGGCUGCAAAGUAUUGCUAUGGAUAUUUUUAACCUUUGUCUCCAAGGUCAGAUUCAGUUUGAAAUGCAGUGGAUACCCCGGUCAGAAAAUGAGAGAUCAGAUUAUCUUAGCAAGCUUGUGGACACGGACGAUUGGGGAAUCAGUGAUUUUGUAUAUCAGCACAUACAGAGUAUGUGGGGUCCAUAUGAUAUAGAUGUAUUUGCCUCGUAUUAUAACAACAAGGUUGCUAGGUUUGAUUCCAGAUAUUGGAAUCCUGGAUCAUGUGGAGUGGAUGCAUUUACCAUGAGUUGGUCUGAAGGCAACAAUUGGAUAGUGCCACCUGUAUAUUUGAUAUCUAGGUCAUUACGGCAAUUGAGAAUGUGUCAAGGCAGGGCUACGUUGAUAGUUCCUGUUUGGUAUUCAGCUACUUUUUGGCCAUUGUUAUGUCCUAGGGGAGAGUUUGUUUCACAGGUGAAGGAAGUGGUUUAUCUGCCUACUUACAAAGAUGCAUAUGUCCCAAGCAGACAAAGCAAUGGUGUGUUUGGUGUUUAUGAUUUAAAUUUUAACAUGAUGGCGAUUCGGGUUCAGUUUUGAAUUUCCUGUUACAGGUGUUUUUGAUCACGUGUUUGGUGACGAGAUAGCAGAGCUACCGCCGAGUGUGAAGGAAUUAGCAAAAGCAAUACCGGGACUGCUUAAUCAUACCAGAGCGACUUCCACGUGCAGAAAGUACAAGUAUGGUUUCCGUGCUUGGAGAAAGUGGGCUGUUUCUAACGAAAUCUGUCCAAGACCAGUGAUGGCUAUAUAUUUAGAGCCGAAAACAAACCGAUGUCUUAUACUCGGUUGAGGGAAUUAUUUAUUGAAGCCUUUAAGCCUUACGUACCUGACAUUAAAUGCUACGGUUUGCAUAGUUUGAGGUCAGGUGGAGCAACAGUGGCAGCCAAUAGAGGCAUCCCUGAUAGAAUGUUUAAACGACAUGGUCGCUGGAGGAGCGAGAGUGCCAAAGAUGGCUAUGUUAAGGACAGCAUCGAAAAUAGAUUAAAAGUGUCUCUUUCUUUGGGGCUUUGAAUUGCCCGUUCUUUGUUUCCUCAGUCAGUGCACCGUACAGUAUCCCAAUAUGUUGUAGUUGUGUAUUUUGUUGUGUUAGGGGGGAGAAGGAGGAGAAAUAUAAUUUCUUUCGUUUUAGGGACGAAUUAGAAUGAAAUUAUUUUCUCCUAACGUCGGAAAGCACAACAAAGGGAGGUAACCUGGUUUCGUAAUGGGUAUAUAAGUAAAGGCGGGAAGUUGAAACUUCAUUCUCAGGUGCGGUGCAGUCGGGCUGGCUAUAUUAAACAUGUUCAGUUAUGUAUGAUGCCGAUUGGAGUACACGUCGGUUGAAUCUAUAUUUUUUAUUAUUUAUGUGUGUAGUACCUGCGGCCGUCCAUAUGAUGAUCAGGAUGUUAUGCGUUGCUUGCAAGUUGUCCUGGCGAGCCAUGAUAAUACGUCGUGAGAUGGAUCGGUAUCCAUAGUUGAAAUCUCGAACACUCCAGUUGUGAGAGUAUGGAUUUGGGAUAUACUCUGAUGAGUAUGCGCUGACGAGCCAUUAGAAUACGUAAUAAGGCGUCGAUGCCUGUGUAUAUGUACACGUUGAAAAUAUGAAGCAUCGAAUAUAGAAUAUUCAUGUAAAUUACGGUUGGUUGAUGGUCAUGAUGCUGGUGAUGUUCCUGAUGCGGACGAUGUUCAUGAUAAUGUGAAUACUUGUUGAAGAAUAAACUGCGGUCAGUCAGUGCACCGUACAGUAUCCCAAUA
Messenger RNA from Haliotis rufescens (red abalone), 3149 nucleotides. RefSeq lists its product as uncharacterized. Gene Ontology annotation, molecular function: nucleic acid binding. The transcript is spliced from 2 exons. The record is from RefSeq and is a predicted model, not a curated record. NCBI's taxonomy places the organism in Eukaryota, Metazoa, Mollusca, Gastropoda, Lepetellida, Haliotidae. The coding region runs from base 528 to 1958 and encodes 476 amino acids.